GCACUGAAGUCUUCAAACAAGAGAACAGGAAAAUGACCUCUAACAUGAAAGUCUUCCUUGUGAGUAUGCUUGUGUUCUUGCUAGCCUCAAAUGUCUUUAUCAAUGAAAUUGAAGCUGCCGGAGAGUGCGGCAAGACUCCGAUUACGUCUGCCGCGGCUAGCCUGAGCCCGUGCUUGGCUGCAGCCAAGAAUGCCAGAGCUAAAGUGCCACCAAUUUGCUGCACUAAAGUAAGUGCCUUGAUCAAGACUGCUCCGAGAUGUUUAUGUGCUGUCCUCUUGUCUCCCUUGGCAAAGCAGGCCGGGAUCCAGCCCGGUAUCGCUAUUGGCAUUCCUAAGCGAUGCAAUAUCAAGAACAGGCCUGCUGGAAAGAAGUGUGGGAGGUACACCGUCCCUUGAUAAGCAAAGGCAAAAGGUCGAGCUACGGAGGAGGAGGAUAGUGACUAGAAAAUAUUGAAUAAGAGUUUCUAUAUAUGCCAUGUAGGGUCAAUAUUUAUGCUACAUUAUUUGACCCGCACCGUUUUAUGUACUUGUGAUGUUUGUUUAGCGGAUAAAUAUUAUUGUGCUUUUCAAGUA
This is a messenger RNA of Tripterygium wilfordii, 572 nucleotides long. RefSeq names its product non-specific lipid-transfer protein 4-like. The record is from RefSeq and is a predicted model, not a curated record. Gene Ontology annotation, biological process: systemic acquired resistance. Gene Ontology annotation, molecular function: fatty acid binding. The coding region runs from base 33 to 395 and encodes 120 amino acids. Lineage: Eukaryota; Viridiplantae; Streptophyta; Magnoliopsida; Celastrales; Celastraceae. The transcript is spliced from 2 exons.